CGAGGUCCCCGGGUGGGCUCCGUGCAGGGGGCAUCGCGGUGGCUGAAGGCUGCAACCAGACCCGCGGGGCUUUUCGAGACUCCAGUGGCCGUCAGGCUGCCUUCUCUUCCUGGUGGUGGGGCCUCUUCGGGCCCCCGCACAGCAGAAGCCCAGGAGGACCUCGCCCCGCAUCCCGGAGCCGCCAGACAUGUCUGCCCGCGAGGCCGCGCCGACGGCCGAGGCCCCGGAACCCGGCGGCAGGAAGAAGUCCAGCAGUGCCCGCCACACGCCAGGGCUGAGGGCUGCGGCGGCGGCGGACGCGGAGGCGCAGGGUGUUUUCAAACCUAUGGACCUUAAUCGUGUCAUCAGACUCCUUGAAGGAACCGAUAACGAUGAUUUAGAAGAAAAACAACUUAAAUCUGUCAAGAAAGUGAUGCAGUAUUAUCAGAAUGGACUUCCCUUAAGGGAUUUGGCACAGAUAUUUAAAAUUCUUAAUCUGUGUGCAGAAAAAAUUGAACACCAUCCCCGUUUCAUAGAAUCUACAUAUGAUAUCCUACAACUGUGUGGCCUGCCAUUUUUGAAAAAGAAAACAUCGGAUGAAGUAACGUAUGCUGAAGAUACUGCCAAUUCGAUUGCACUUCUCGGUGAUUUAAUGAAAAUACCAAGUUCUGAAUUAAGGAUACAAAUUUGUAAGUGUAUUGUUGACUUUUAUCAUUCAGAACCACCAAAGAAGCAUAUUCCAGGGUACCAGCAAGCUAGUUCAUCAUACAAGAUUAAAAUGGCUGAAGUUGGAGGACUGGCAAAAACGAUGGUCUGGUCAAUGACCUUGCUUGAAAAUCAGCUUGCUGAGAAACUUUGGGUACUUAAAGUUCUGCAACAUCUCUCCACUUCUGAAGUGAAUUGUACUUCCAUGAUGAAGGCAGAAGCAGCCAGGGAAAUCUGUGCCCACCUCAAUGACCCAGAUCCCUCUGGACAGCUUCUGUUUCGCUCGGCAGAAAUACUUUGGAACUUACUGGAGAAGUCUUCAAAAGAGGAAAUCAUACAACAGCUUAGUAACUUGGAAUGCUUGCUGGCCUUGAAGGAAGUUUUUAAGAAUCUGUUUAUGAGAAGUUUUAGUCAUUAUGAUCGUCAGCUUAGAAAUGAUAUAUUAGUUAUCACUACAAUUAUAGCUCAAAACCCUGGAGCACCAAUGAUUGAAACUGGCUUUACCAAGGAUUUGAUAUUAUUUGCAACCUUUAAUGAAGUUAAAAGUCAAAAUCCUUUGGUAAAAGGUCUUAAACUUGCAAAUUUCUAUGAAGAUUUUGAGUUGAAGAAAUUGCUGUUUAAUAUAAUUGUGAUUUUAUGUAAAGAUUUACCUACUGUCCAGCUAUUAAUUGAGGGCAAAGUUGUUUUGGCUUUGUUUACCUAUGUGAAAAAGCCUGAGAGACAUAAAAUAAUUGAAUGGUCUCUGGCACAGCAUGAAGAAUUGCAACUGCAUGCAAUCGCCACUUUGUCCUCGGUGGCUCCUUUAUUGAUAGAAGACUACAUGUCAUGCCAGGGAAAUGCUCGAGUUCUUGCAUUUCUACAGUGGUGUAAAAGCGAAGAUCCCUUCUUUAGUCAUGGCAACAGUUUCCAUGGCUCAGGUGGUCGCGGCAACAAGUUUGCCCAGAUGCGUUACAGUUUACGACUCCUGCGAGCCAUGGUCAGCACAGAAGAUGAGACCGUAAACACAGAUCUGUGUGAAAAUGGAGCAAUUCAGCAACUUACAGGAAUAUUUCAAACUAUUAUAAGCAACCCUGAUGAAAAUGAAGAGGCCAUUGUUUUGGAAAUCCAGUCUGAUAUAUUGCUUAUCUUAUCUGGUCUUUGCGAAAAUCAUAUUCAAAGGAAGGAAAUUUUUGGAACAGAAGGAGUAGAUAUAAUUCUUCACGUGAUGAAAACAGACCCCAAGAAGUUACAGAGUGGCUUAGGCUAUAAUGUGCUUCUUUUUAGUACGCUGGACAGCAUUUGGUGCUGCAUUUUGGGGUGUUAUUCCUCAGAGGAUUACUUUCUUGAGAAGGAAGGAAUUUUUCUCCUUUUGGAUAUAUUGGCAUUGAGCCAAAAAAAAUUCUGUAAUCUAAUACUUGGAAUAAUGGUUGAAUUUUGUGAUAAUCCCAAAACAGCAGCUCAUGUCAAUGCUUGGCGAGGGAAGAAAGAUCAGACAGCUGCUAGUCUUUUAAUUAAAUUAUGGAGAAAGGAAGAAAAAGAAUUAGGAGUAAAACGUGACAAAAAUGGGAAGAUCAUUGAUACAAAGAAACCCUUGUUUACUAGUUUUCAAGAAGAGCAAAAAAUCAUGCCACUGCCUGCAAACUGCCCAUCUAUUGCAGUUAUGGACGUUGCUGAGAAUAUCAGAGCAAAAAUUUAUGCUGUGUUGGGCAAACUAGAUUUUGAAAAUUUACCAGGCCUAUCUGCUGAAGAUUUUGUCACCCUUUGUAUCAUACAUAGAUAUCUUGAUUUUAAAAUUGGAGAAAUAUGGAAUGAAAUAUGUGAAGAAAUAAAAUUGGAAAAGUUAAGACCAGUCACUACAGAUAAAAAAAGUUUGGAAGCUAUUACAACAGGAUCAGAAAACAUUGGAAAGAUGGUUGUUUCUCUGCAGAGCGAAAUGAUUGAAAGCCAAGCUCGCCAAGAUGUGCAGAAUGAACAAAAAGUAUAUGCAAAAAUACAAGCCACACACAAACAAAGAGAAUUGGCUAAUAAAUCAUGGGAAAAUUUCUUGGCUAGAACAUCAAAUGCUAAAACAUUAAAGAAAGCCAAAAGGCUUCAGGAAAAAGCUAUAGAAGCCUCUAGACACAGUGAACGACCACAAAAUGCGAUAUUUCACCAGACAGAUAUUAAAGGCCUUAACACAACGGUGCCCUCUGGUCCGGUCGUAACGGUGGAGAGCACCCCUGUGCGGUUCCUGGGGGGACCCCUGGCUGACACCGACAUCGCCCUCAAAAGGCCGCCCGUUGGCGGGGGCGCCUCGCAGAGGGUGAAAGCGGUGAAGACUGCCGAUGAGCCCAAGAAGAGUGUUCCCACCCUCUGCCCCCGGGAGACGCUCGGAUAAAUUCUGCUUACAAGCUUUAUAUCUUUGUAUGUAAAGGCAAACAAAUAUUUUAGAAUAACGAUUUUAGUGAAAUACUAGUAAAAAAUCAAAGUAAGAAAUAAUUUAUUUUUACACUACAAUAUUAUCAUCAGUUUCUUUAGAAAAACUACUGAUUCUCGUAACUGAAAUUGUAAAACGUGGUCUGUCAGUCAGGGUGGACUCUCGGUGUGUUCGAGUCGGUGAUACCAAGGUGAGAUUGUUCUUGUCACAUUCAGGCAGGGCAGAGAAAGGCCCUGUGCUCGCCUAUUUAAGUUACUUUCUCAAUGACUUUUCAAAGGCCCUAAAGAGACUCUCUUGUCCUACACACACCUCAUACAUUGUAUGCCUCCUGCAGGUAUGCCCAGGUUUCUGUAACAGUUUCUCUUGAACAUUCUUUAAAGACUGAAAGGAUCCAGACUAGAUGCCCUGGACAGAACACUGGCCCAAGGAGGGCCACACCUCCUGCUGUGGGUCUCCAAGGUCAGUGAACUUGGUGUCCAAGCAGUUUAUGUAGAUUUCUCCCAUUUGCCUUUAAAUGCCCUUGUUUUACCCUUCUUGACAGGCGCAAAGUUUACUAUGGCAUGCAUAUUCCAGUUGUAGUGCUCUGUUCUACCCGAAUAAAUAUCAUUGUUCU
Lepus europaeus (European hare) is the source of this 3692-nucleotide messenger RNA. It is a transcript of the gene CFAP69, whose product is annotated as cilia and flagella associated protein 69. The coding region runs from base 188 to 3040 and encodes 950 amino acids. The transcript has 23 exons. NCBI's taxonomy places the organism in Eukaryota, Metazoa, Chordata, Mammalia, Lagomorpha, Leporidae. Gene Ontology annotation, biological process: response to odorant; olfactory behavior; positive regulation of flagellated sperm motility. Gene Ontology annotation, cellular component: sperm midpiece; non-motile cilium. The record is from RefSeq and is a predicted model, not a curated record.